ACUCUGAUCGUCGCUCCUCCGAACUGCUCAAUCAGUCCGUUAUGGAUAGACAUAUCCCAAACGGUUCUGCCCCACCUCGCCCAUUCACAACACCCCGGACAUCGAUAAUGGACUACCCAAUGCAUGAUGCCAAUGAAAAAGAUGAACUGGACCCGGGUAAACCCCUACCACUGGCCGCCAGCCCAUCUAGAAAGCGCAAAAAAUUGGCUGAUGGUGGGACCGAGACCGAGAUUAUAGAACUUCAACUCAAGCAAACCGUCUGUAUACUCAAGAAAUAUCUGCCAGAUUAUGAUCCUGCCCGCGCCCACUACUUCGCUGCGCAAUUAGGAGUCUCCAUACCGGAGGGAGGUCCGAACAUCCCGACUUCUCAACCUCCGCCUGGAUUGCCAAUGAUGCCCUAUUCGCCUUCACAUUCGGGCUCCGAUUCGUUUUCACUCAGAAGUCCGAUAGACAAUUCCCAAGCCAUGUCGCCGUCAACGCCUCCUACACCUUACUUCAGGCCUCCUUACGCAUUCCCCACUCCUCCACACGUGGCUCCCGAUAAACCAAUGAUCCAUCAUCCAUCGCGUGAGGAGAACGGCCACGUCAAACGUGAUUUAGAUGCCGAUAACGGCAAAAAAGGACUUGAUCCACGAGGCAGGAAUAUGGCAAAUCCAACUGCGAUAGCAAGAGGCUUUGGUGUAAACUCACGGCUGUUAGACGGCUAUAGCGAACCUGAACCCAUGAAAGUGGAAGGUGAUGACCUGCCCCCCGUCUCGAAUUCGUCUGCUCUCCACCCGCAUCUGUGGCAAAGCCGACCGUUCAGAAGGAAUCAAACUUCUGCCCCUUCACCACCUUCGCAGUCAACGUCGGCUCUCGACCCCGUAUGGCUUCCCAAGAAUCGCGAAAUUGCUCUCAACAUGAUCGAGAAAUACUUUAAACGGCUCAACUUCCAUCGACCAAUAUUUGAAAAAGAUAACUUCCUCAGAAGAUUCGAAGCACUCUACAACACCGACUCGGGGCCGAACGACGAUUCAGGAUUCCUGUGUAGUACUUAUAUGAUCCUUGCAUUAGCGACACUUUCCGAAAUGCACCAGCCAGAUCUAGACAAGGCGUGGAAAGAGAGACUACAAAAAGAAUGGCCUACUCACGAAAUACUCUUCUCUCGUGCUCUGGUCGCCAAGUCGGAGCUGCGUGUCACCAUCUCAAGUUUGCAAGCUCUUUUGCUACUUCAAUGUCGUUCUUUAUGGAGAUUGGUCGGAACGCUUGUGCGGCUAGCAGUUGAACUCGGAUUACAUCACGAUCCGAUGAUGCAGAAAGAUACCUUUACUCCCGAAGAAUUGGCUAUUGGCGAGGAGUAUUUCAAUACUUCCUAUCCCAUCGAAGUGACUGGGAUGGUCUCUCGACACUUUGUGGAUAGCGCUCCAUUGAACAGUGUGGCUGCCGACAUCAUUCGUUCCUUGUAUCGUCCUGAUAUCCAAUCGACGGAGGAAGUGAUCCACCACUCGAGGCGAAUUUUGAUCAAUAUGACAAACUGGCGCAAGACCUUGCCCAGUGACUAUCAUCCGCUUUUCCUGGGCACAGUUCGGUGGAAUGAAGAGGAUAAGAAAAAGUUCCGCAAGGAGAUGACUACUGAAAAGGGCCUCACUUUCCUCAAAUACUCGAUUCAGCGACUUCUACUCCUUCGAGCCGUCUUUACCAAUGACGAGAUGACAUAUGACUUCAAGAUCAAGGCGUUAGAGGAUGCGGCGAUCACGAUCAUCUACGGGCAAUCCUGUGGUUUCACAACCCUUUCAUAUGAAACUGGCUAUGAAGAUGUGCAGUCAGCGCUUCACAUUACUCCAGCUCUUAGAUGGACAUGGGAACGUAAGGAUGCCAGUGGAGGUGUCCAUCCGAUAACGUUGGAACUGGCGAAUCGUGUGUUUAAACGGAAACCCUCGAUGUCGGACCGACCAAAGCAGCUUUCGGAUUUCUUGCCCGAAGUGGACUGGAAUGACGAUAAAAUUAACUUGGCUCCGAUCCCAGAGAACCAACUCAAUCAUUGGCCUUCUGGGCUGUUCCUUCCUGGACCUGUCUCCCCUGAGCGGCAUCAGUUGUCCAACACACGGACCGAUGGAUCGAAUAGCAGCCAGUCGGCGAGUCCGAAUGGACAACAUGCUAUCCCUGCUCAGAUGCCGAUGGCCGCAAAUGGGUCGGCCAUUGCUGGACCUUCGAUGCCCGGGAACGGUACUUCCUAUUUCAAAACCGAGGAGCUCGACUUUAGUAGCCUAUUUGCUCAAGUGCCCGGGUAUGCGAUUAACUUCCAACCCGAACUUGAGCAUCCUCAGCUCUUCAUGGAGGAAGAGAAGGAUAGAGCGGCCCGACCGCAUGCUAAUUCUAAGAGGGAGUUGAACCAGAAGAUGAUGGAGCAACUUCAGCAUAUG
Molecule: messenger RNA, 2402 nt
Organism: Acaulospora colombiana
Lineage: Eukaryota; Fungi; Glomeromycota; Glomeromycetes; Diversisporales; Acaulosporaceae
Source: the annotation of a GenBank genome assembly